Messenger RNA from Epinephelus lanceolatus (giant grouper), 1235 nucleotides. Its product is annotated as uridylate-specific endoribonuclease C-like. Lineage: Eukaryota; Metazoa; Chordata; Actinopteri; Perciformes; Serranidae. Gene Ontology annotation, molecular function: RNA endonuclease activity. The record is from RefSeq and is a predicted model, not a curated record.
CUUAGAUAACAGUCCGCAACUACAGUUUUUCAGAGGAUGAGAAGUCUUAGUGAAUUCCUCCACUGAUCAGAAUCAUGGCAAGAAGUAAACAGUCCAACCAGGAGCUCACUGAGGUGCUGAACGACCUCUGGCGCCUGGAUACAAACCGUCUCAAGCCGGGGACUGAUUACAUAAUUUCCCUCCAGGGGAGGGCAGGUUAUGUGGCUCAGGGCAGCAACUAUGCCAGAGACAGGGCCAGGGCCCCACUCUUCACAUAUGUCAAUGAAGACAAACUCAAGAGCAUCGAGACAUACUUACAUUUCGUCAACUUGCUGGACAACUAUGAGAUGUCCACGGGUGUAGCAGAGACGGUGACGUCAGAGGAGCUUCAAGAGAACAGGCUCUUCAUUGAUUCCAUCGUGGAGACCGAACUCAUGAAGUGUGCUCACAAGUAUCUGGUCAAGAAGGGGCAGUCGUCAUCAGACCCUGGACAGUUCAAGAGACAGCUGUACGACAUCUGGUUCCGCCUCUACCACAGGGACAGAAAUGGAGGAGAGGAUUCCUGUGGCUUUGAACAUGUGUUUGUGGGAGAGACCAAGUACGGCCAGGAGAUUAUGGGUCUCCACAACUGGGUUCAGUUCUACCUGCAGGAGAAACACAACCAUGUUGACUACAAAGGCUACAAAGCAAGAGACAACAAAGAUACACCUGAUGAAGAUGACCACGUCCUGAAUCUGCAGUUCAGUUGGAAAGGCCUGGUGAAGCCGGUCGGUGGCUGUUUCAUUGGUGUCAGCCCAGAGUUUGAGGUGGCUCUCUUCACCAUCAUCUUCCUCAUGUCGAAUGAGAAGAUGACGUCUGUGGUGGUGAAAGUGGACGAGUACGUGCUGGAGCUGGUUGUCUAUCGGCACGGGAGAUCCAUCGGCACGUCCUACCCUAAACUGCUCAGCAGCAACCACAGAGAUCUGUAAUAUCACUACAUCUGAGCUGUCAGCUGUCAUGUAAACAUUUAUAUUUACAGUUUAACAAUAUGUGUUACACUUUCAUUUUGUACCUAUGCAGUAUAAUCCUAAGACAAAUCCAGAUCAGGUUCUCUUUGCACUAAAUGUCAGGCUCAAAGUGUCAAUAAUGAGCAAAGUUUUCAGCCUAAACCUCCUGAUCUGGAUUGAUAUCAUGGAAGGAAUAUAACUUUUUAUUAAUCAUUUUACAUGUUAUUCUGUAUACUGUUAUUGAGUAAAAAAAAUACUCUGGUUACAAAG